Messenger RNA from Penicillium canescens, 276 nucleotides. RefSeq lists its product as uncharacterized. Bases 1 to 276 code for a protein of 91 amino acids. The transcript has 2 exons. The record is from RefSeq and is a predicted model, not a curated record. Lineage: Eukaryota; Fungi; Ascomycota; Eurotiomycetes; Eurotiales; Aspergillaceae.
AUGUAUGAGCGCCGCCAAGCUCAGGUUUUGGACUGGUCGCUGAGCUACCCGGAUGCUCCCAAGUUGUUGGGUCCGGGCAAGUUUGUUUUCGGAGCUCUGCUGCACGGUGCACCUAGUGUUCAAUAUCAUUCCCACGAUGUGACGCAGGAUACGAAUGCAGACAUUCUGAAGAAUCAUAACCGCAGCGAAUGGACCGUAGCGCGCAGAUCAUAUUACAGAUUCUUAACCCUUCGCUCUUCCCGUAGAGCUUGGCAUGGUGCUAACCAAAAACGGUAG